AGUAAAAGGGCAUCUGUCCUUAACCUGUUCCAGAGUUAUGAGUGACCGUGAUGUCACUUCCUCAGGGAGGGGUCUCCUACAGCUGCAUUAAGAUUGCUUAAGGGGGUCCCUGAUUCAAAAAAUGUUAAGCACCACUCACUGCUUGAGAGGUUUAAAAAUAGAGGCGCGUUCAGCAGUAAAGAGCGGUGUUUAUAUGAACUAAACGUGGUGGCGGGGCCUGCAGGCAGGGAAGCCUGCACGGAGCCCUUCUGUCCAUCUGUUGGUUCUGCCAUCUCUCAUCCCUUCCCGUGGCUUUGGAGCGUGGCUGAGAGGCAGCUCGCUCAGGCCCCCUGCCAGGCAUGGAAGGCAGAGUCAAGAACAGCAGUGUCAAUGGGAAAGGAACAUGUGCCAGUCUCCAAAGAGGGCCCACCUGUGGCCAUUCACGCCUGCGUGAGGUUCCCUUCCUGAGUGGAAUCCGGGCUGAGUCUGCAGCCUGGUUUAUUAUUUUGGUUCAUGUGUGCUUGGUUGCUUGGUUGGUUGGGUUUUUAGGGUUUGGUUUUUGAGACAGGUUUUAUGCAACCCAAGGUUCACCUUGAACUUCUGAUUCCUGCCUCCAGUUUUCAAGUGGUAUCAAAACAGGAGUGUGUGAUCAUUAAUAUCUCCCUCUCUUUUUAAUUAAGUGUGUGUGUGUGUCUGUGUUUGUGUGUGUCUGUGUGUGCGUGUGCAAGAGUGUAUGUAUGGUGUGUAUUCGUGCAUACAUAUGCCGUGCUUGUGGUAACCACAGGAGGAGGUGAGGUGUUUGCUCCACUGAUCUCUGCCUUAUUCCCUAGACACAGGAUUUGUCAUUAGCCUUAGGACCCAUCCGUUCAUCUAGACAUGCUGGCCAGAAAGCCCUCAGGAUUCACUUGUGUUGCCCAUGACAACACUGGGAUAAUAGGCACUUGUAUGCACACAGCCACACCACGAUUCUAAUGUGGGUGCUAAGAAUUGAACUCGGGUCCUCAGGCUUGCACAGCAAGUGCACCUACCCCUGAUUAUUCUUCCCAGACCCUGUUAGUUUUUUGAGACAUGGGUUUGCUUUCUAGUCCAGGCUGAUGUAAACUCCUAAUCUUAACACCUAAGUCCCCCAUGUUCUGGGCUUACAGGUAAGCACCACCACACCUGGUCCUGUGACUUGAUUUAGCUCAUAAAUAAAGUGAAACUGAAAUCACAACAGGUACCUGUUACCUUAAGAAGGCUGCCACCUCGGGGUUGGGGAUUUAGCUCAGUGGUAGAGCAAGCGGAAGGCCCUGGGUUCGGUCCCCAGCUCCGAAAAAAAGAAAAAAGAAAAAAAAAAAAAAAAAAAAGAAGGCUGCCACCUAGGCCUUGGGUUCGGUCCUCAGCUCCAGGGGUGGGGUGGGGGGAAAGAAGGCUGCCACCUAAGCCAGCCACUGGGACACAUGCUUCUAAUUCCAGCACUCAGGAGGUAGAAUCGGGAGGACCCAGAGUUCAAGGCCAGCCUUGGCUACGGAGUGAGUUUAAGGACAACCUGGACUAUGUGAGACCCUGUCUCAAAAAACGAAUCAGACAUGAUGCAUGCCUUUAAUCUUAGCACCUGGGUGGCAGAGGCGGGUGGAUCUCUGAGUUUAGGCUAGCCUGGUCUACAUUGUCAGUUCUGGGGUAACCAGGGCUAUGUAGAAAGGCCCUGUCUCCAAACACAAAAACAAAACAAACAAGAUUAAUAGAAACAGCCUAACCUGUGUAUUUUGGGGAGCUGGGAGCCCCAAUAAAGAGGUCAGUUUAUGAGAGACAUCACUUUGAGAAGAGAAACCCACAGGAAGGAAGACAGGCUCAGAUGUCCAGCAUGGUAGUUCAGUCCCCAGAUGGCUUCAGAGUCUGUUGCCAUCUGACUACAGCUACACGGGAUACUGCAGUGGGAACAGCUGCCCUGCUAAGUCUGUCUAAGAUAAUGGAUUAGUUUUCUUUCAAGCCUUGUCUUAGUCCAUUUUCUGUCUCUGUAACAGACUAUCCAAGACUGGUUAAUCUAUGAAAUAAACGGUUUAUUUUGGCUCAUGAUUCUGGAGGCUGGGAAGUCCAAGAGAGCAGAUACUGACUUCUUGUUGGUUUUCGGAGAAAGUCUCAUGAUGCUUCUAUUCAUGGUGGAAGGGCAGGGGGGCACCUUUGGAGGACCGUGGGGGUUGUCUUGCUUUAUUACUUCUCACGCUUGUAGCACCCAACCCAGUGAAAGCAAGAACUCAGCUGUGUGAAAAAGGCAUUGGCCCAUCCUGGAGACUUCUGCCUUCAUAACCGGAACUAUUCUUCUUACAGACUGCCUCCACCAUUGGGGAUCAGGGCUCACCAUGUGUUUUGGUGGGUACCAGCUGUAUUCAAAGCAUCACAGACCGUUACCUUCAGCAAGGCUUGUUGCAUGUAUGGUAAUAAAUGAAGAAUAACAAAUCAAAGAAUAAAGGCUUUUUAUUCAAAGCGGGUUAUAGCCAAGGGGUGGCUGCCGUCACUUGCAUUUUUAUCAGAGCCAAAGGUAGACAGAGGACUGGGAGAGAGACAUUAGCAAGCUCUCUUUGGAGGCAGCUAACGAUGGAGAAGCUGUAGGUAGAUGAAGUUGCAGCCAGAAACCCAAAUAUAAUUGGCUAGUGCUAAGUGUUUGGUUUCUCUAGAUGGCCCAAGUUGGAAGCAGGAACAAAACGAAGUUAGUCAAGAUCUGGCUGGUUUUUACUACAAGGUAAAAAGGUUGAGUUUUGCCAUACAGUGGUCUAGUCUAAUUUACAGCUGUCAGAUAGCCGGCCUUUUAGGCUGGUUACUGCAGAGAACUAGGCUGGUCUCCUUGGUUGGGUGCCACAGACUGGGUCCGAGUGUUAUUUUUAUCCGUGGUCUGCAGAAUUCGUCUAUUUAGUCUCUCGCUUGCCUGUAGAUACCCCCAUGAAAACUGACACCUUGAGGCCAUGUUGAAUGAACACAGUGUUCUGGGUAAGCUCAAAGGGAAGAGAAAGCAUUUGGCCUGGGACAAGUUUAAAAGGAGAGUUAUUCAAAGCUGGGCAUGGCGGUGCACGCCUUUAAUCCCAGCACUUAAGAGGCAAAGGCAGGUGGGUCUCUGACAUCUUGGUCUACAGAGCGAGUUCCAGGACAGCCAGAGAAACCCUGUCUUUAAACAAACAAACAAACAAACCACAAAAGAAUAUUUGGGUGGGUGAGGAAAGGAGGGGUAUCCCAGAUGGAGGAGACAGCAUGACCCAAGACUGGAGAUAGGAGAGAACUCAGCACGCACCAAGUGUUGGCACUGGCCUUGAAUAUUGGCUGAGUCCAGGGUACUGAGCAGAGAGGUCGAUAUAGUCCUGAAGGGAGGGUCACAGAUAUUGAGAGUGAUGUCAUCAGAUCCAAGCUUCAGAGACAGGAGGGGAAGGUGCAGGAGAAUGGUAAGCACACGGGAGAUUCGUGAGGAAGCAGUUGUGCUGUCAGGAGAGAGCACUGGAAGUACAAGCCACAGGACUUGGGAGACUGAACCCAAUCGACCAAGAGAACGCAGAGUCCCAGGUUCCUGGAAGACUUAGCUACUUGUGGUUUCUAGAAAGUGACAGGGGUGGAAGAGUGGAGUUUUCGAGAGGGGCAAGGCAUGGAGACCCCCAACAGGACACAUAUAUAAACCAUUUGGUACAGAUCUGGAGUUAGGAGAGUAAGAGGGAGACGGCUUUACAGAAAUCGUGGUUACAGGAGCUGGAGAGAUGGCUCAGUAGUUAAGAGCACUGACUGCUCUUCCUGAGGUCCUGAGUUCAAUUCCCAGCAACCACAUGGUGGCUCACAACCAUCUGUAAUGGGAUCCGAUGUCCUGGCGUGUCUGAAAGAUGGCGACAGUGGACUCAUACAUAAAUUAAUAAUAAAAAAAAAGAAAUGAUUACGGAGGAUAUGCACUCCCCUGCCCCCACCCCACCUAUGGUAAGAUGAGAAGUAUGAGAAGUACCUGUGACAGGGACUGAGAAGUAGAAAGGGUGUCUGUGACAGGGACCGACCAGAAUGUCCAGAAAGACUGGAGUAGUUCUAGGAGAGAGUUGUGCAGAGGAAUUCGGGGAGAAGGAGAUUUUAAGGUGACUGUGACCUCAGGGGCACCUGGGGCAAGUUGAAAAGUGGAAACUGGAGACAGGGAUUUCAGUACUAAUCAGGCCAUUUGUGCAUGAGAAGGAGGCUCCGUCCCGAGUUCAGGGCUUGAAGAGGCAGGAGGGACGUUAGCUAGCUUCCAGUGAAGGGACAGAGUAAGGCGGUUGCUGAUAUUUCCUUUCUGCAUAGUUUUGUUGUUCAAUGGGAGCAACUGAAACAGGCCUACAGCAAAGAAGCUAUGGAGUGGGAGUUGGCGGGGAGAAAGGGCUCUCCUUGUGAGCUCUGAGGGGGCACAGUACACAGUUCUGGCAGCUGUUGGCAACCAUGGCCUCAGGCAGAAUCCACGCUACAGGUGGAGUGGUGUUUGCCCACACACUGGUUCUUGUUUGCUUUAUUUUUCGAAUACAGUGUUAACCAAUUGCAGGUACAAAUCUGGAAUACUACCCUCUGGCAAAGCCAAAGACUCCCACUCCUUCCAAGGCAGCAUGGCUGGGACCCAGGGCCUUGGAUGGGCCUGCCUGCGACCUGUACCCUCUUACCUGCCCACCUCAGCCUUCUGUUUCUGCAUGAUUCCAUCUGUGAGCAGAUGAGAACAGUUGCGGGGCAGAGAACUUAAGGCCUGUGGCUCUGAGAGAGAUGGGUGUGGGAAAGGCCACUGAGCAUUACAGAAGAAACAGUGAAACCAGGACUGGUCUUGUGGAAAGCUGGAGCCAACUCAGGAUGAUCCAGGGAUGGGCAGUGACUCUGGUUUCCAUUUCUUGAAGACAGUACAGGAGCCAGGACCAUUCUCAGCCUGCGUCAGUGUCCCUUGUCUCAAUAAAGAGAUAAUAGCAUAGCCAAGCCUCAGGGCCACUAAAGACAGAACCUUGUGCUCCCCAAUCCCAAGGAUGCUUCGGGGACGGGACACACCGAGACACUCCACUUAGCAUGGGGAAGGAGUCCUGUCUGGGAGUCUCUGCACAGUUUGGAUGUGCCUUCAAGACUGUAACUCUGAGACCAUCAGAGUCACCACCUGUCUACCUUCCCAUAUCCCCCUCCUGCUUCUCCUUGCAGUGACUUCUGUCCACACAAGCUUCCAUAGCUACCCAGGUGGGGUUGCCUGCUCCUGACAGAAGAGGGGCUCUCCCCAGGAAAUAGCUCCACAUAAACUUCAAGAUUAAAACAUCCCCAUUCACACCCUCUGCAGGAACAUUGUCAGGCUUAUUGGGAAUCAUGUGUGGAUUGGACACAUGUCACCGUCUCAUGUUGAGCUGGAAUGUAAUUAGGUGAUGGUGGGAAAAAAAAAUUCCAUCCGUCUCCUGGGAAUGCUGCAAUAAUGAGCUAUCAAGUCGGGACCCGGGAAGCAGGCAGGGGCUGCUGACCUGAGCCCAAGUGCGGAUCAUUCAUUAGCUUUGGAGAUGCCCGUGAUCUGGGCUGCAUAAGCAAGCAGUCCUGUUCCUAAGUGAGGGAGUUGGGGUUGGGGGAACCAGAGUGAAGAGUUUGAAAGCCUGCCUCCAGCUUUGAAGUCAGAAAAUAAGCAAGCCAUUUCUUCCUGGGCUGGGCUGCAGGAAGCCAGGGCCUUCUAUGGAGGCUGAGGCAUGAUUACUAAGCCACGCCCAGGUGAGAAAAGCCCUCUUUUGAUAGACCUUUGAAUUUACCUGUGAGGCAGGGCUGAGGGCAGGACCAGGCCUGGGAAGCAGAGAGCAGCCAGAGGGCCUCACCAGGAAGGUUAGCAUGGGAGCUCGGGUCUGAACCACUCUAAGCCAAUGCCCCACUGGGCUUCUGAGGGUACCCCAGACUUCCUUAAGGUCUUCUACCUAUCCUACCCUCCUGUAGAGGUAUGAAGAGCUCCACCCUGCCCAAUAGUCCAAGGACACCUCUUCCUUUCCCAGCAGAUCGUAUCAUAUCCCAAAUAGCCCUCCACUGCAGUACAGGCUCUUUCCCCCCCAUAGCCGGUCCUCAUUCUUAGGCGGACACUUCCGGUGGGCAUCCUUUGAUAGCAUCCUUUGAUAGGUCUGUCCCAUUUCAGGCACUGUCUGUCUUUGCACCCUCUCUUCUCCUCUACCAGGGAUGGGACCCAGAGUAGAUGUGGACAAACCAUCUACCACUGAACUAUGUCCUCUCCUUGUCGUCCUUUCCCCCGCUUUUCCCUUUGCUCAGCUCUGGGGCACUCCUGGACACCAUUCCAGCUACCUCAGGAGUUCCAUUUGCUCUCCAAUCAAGAGCUGCAUCCUGGCUCCUUUUUUCUGUUUUUUUUUUUUUUGUUGUUUUGUUUUGUUUUAUUUUUCAAGAUAGGGUUUCUCUGUGUAGCCCUAGCAGUCCUGGAACUCACUUUGUAGACCAGGCUAACCUCACAGAGAUCUGCCUGCCUCAGCCUCUGAGUGCUGGGAUUCAAGGUAUUAGUCACUGCCACUCGACUUGCAUCCUGGAUUCUUAAACAUCUAAACAGGAUCUUUUCUUGUUGCUUCUCACAACAGUGUACGCCACUGAAAUAGUCACAGCCUACUCUACUGUGGCCAAGGUCAAUGCCUAUGCUUGAGGAAGGAGGAAAGACUAUAAGGCCCUUUCUCCCCAGGCCACACCCCUUCCUGUCUCAGGCACUUACUGGAUAGGUUCGUCUACUGGGGAGCUACUGGCUUUCUAAUGCAUAAAUGGGGAUUUUUUGGGAGGCUCUCAGGACUUGCUUCCUCCAAGUAGCACCCCAAAGAGGUCUCCUUGUCAGACCUUUUCCUACUCUUUCUCACUUUAGAAGACAAUAAACCUCAGCCCAAGCCAGUAGCUUCACUUUGCACCAACUCUGUCCAAUAGAAGGCAAAUGGAUGGACUUUAAGCUUUCUAGUAGGCAAAGGAUAAGAACAGGGCUGGAGCGAUGGCUCGGUGGUUAAGAGCACUGACUGCUCUUCCAGAGGUCCUGAGUUCAAUUCCCAGAAACCACAUAGUGGCUCACACGUGGUGGGAUGCGAUGGGAUCUGACGCCCUCUUCUGGUGUGUCUGAUGAGAAUGACAGUGCGUGUAUGUAUGAAGUACGCAUACACAUAAGAUAAGUAAAUCUUUAGAUGCCUGCUCUCAUCUGUCCUCUGCCUCGAUUACUAGGGUUAAUGGCGUUUGCCAGCACUGCCUGGCUUUAAAAUUGUUUUUAUUUAAUUCAAUGUAUUAAAAUAUUUCAUCAUUCUUGGGGCUGUUAAGAGUAUAUGUUGCUCUUGCCAGGUUCAGUUCCCAGCACUAUGAGAGCUCACAACCAUUCAUAACUCCAGUCAGACACAUUAAGUACACCUACAAGUUAAAAAGAAACUUCUCAGGGGCUGGGGAUUUGACUCAGUGGUAGAGCACUUGCCUAGCAACCGCAAGGCCCUGGGUUCGGUCCCCAGUUCUGAAAAAAAGAAAGAAAAAAAAAAGAAAGAAAGAAACUUCUCUCCAUAAACCAAUAUAAAAGUUACUCAUGAGACAUUCAGCUGGUGGUUUGGGGAGACGAACCUUCCACUUUAGACCAUGGCCAAGCUCCGUAACUUCGUGGAGAAGGCACCGUCAAUGGUGGCUGCUGCCGUGACUUACUUGAAGCCUCGAUUGACCGCAUUUUGGCACUACACCAAGGUUGAGCUGGUUCCCCCAACCCCUGGUGAAAUCCCUACAGCUAUUCAGAGCAUGAAAAAAAUAAUUCAAAGUGCCAAGACUGGUGGCUUCAAACACCUUCCAGUUAAGGAAGCCGGGCUGCAUGGUUUGGUGGCCACUGAGGUGUGGAUGUGGUUUUAAAUCGGAGACAUCAUAGGCAAAUGUGGCAUUGUUGGCUAUGAUGUUUGAAGACCAAUCUUUAACUUCUGAUUUGAGUUCUUAUCUUGAACCAUGUGUAAUGAGACUGCUAUCUGAAUAAAAUGCUAGCUGU
Molecule: messenger RNA, 7924 nt
Organism: Rattus norvegicus (Norway rat)
Lineage: Eukaryota; Metazoa; Chordata; Mammalia; Rodentia; Muridae
Source: RefSeq, a predicted model, not a curated record